Molecule: messenger RNA, 2195 nt
Organism: Talpa occidentalis (Iberian mole)
Lineage: Eukaryota; Metazoa; Chordata; Mammalia; Eulipotyphla; Talpidae
Gene: TTC8
Product: tetratricopeptide repeat domain 8
Exons: 14
Coding region: 135-1652 (505 amino acids)
Biological process (GO): non-motile cilium assembly
Cellular component (GO): ciliary basal body; BBSome; non-motile cilium
Molecular function (GO): protein binding
Source: RefSeq, a predicted model, not a curated record
GCACGACGCGGCCACCUCUAGGGAAAGGCCCCCGCCGCCGCGCGUUGCCGGGCAGACCUGGACGCCUCUGCGCCCCGCUCCCCGCUCCCCGCCCAGUCUGGGCCCGGGCCCUUCGCGGGCCGCCUGGGGCAGCCAUGGGCUCGGAGAUGGAGCCGCUGCUCCUGGCCUGGAGCUAUUUUAGGCGCAGGAAGUUCCAGCUCUGCGCCGAUCUGUGCACGCAGAUGCUGGAGAAGUCCCCUUACGACCAGGCAGUUUGGAUCUUAAAAGCACGAGCCCUAACUGAAAUGGUAUAUGUAGAUGAAAUUGAUGUCCAUCAGGAAGGGAUUGCAGAAAUGAUGCUGGAUGAAAAUGCUAUUGCUCAAGUACCACGCCCUGGAACCUCUUUGAAGCUCCCUGGAACUAAUCAGACGGGAGGGCCCAGUCCAGCUGUCAGACCAAUCACUCAAGCCGGAAGACCCAUAACAGGUUUCCUUAGACCCAGCACGCAGAGUGGAAGGCCAGGCACCAUGGAGCAGGCCAUCAGGACCCCCAGAACUGCCUAUACAGCUCGCCCUAUCACCAAUUCUUCUGGAAGAUUUGUCAGGCUGGGAACAGCUUCCAUGCUUACCAGUCCUGAUGGACCUUUUAUAAAUUUAUCGAGACUGAAUUUAACAAAAUAUGCCCAGAAACCUAAAUUGGCAAAGGCCUUGUUUGAAUAUAUUUUUCAUCAUGAAAAUGAUGUGAAGACUGCUUUGGAUUUGGCUGCCCUUUCUACAGAGCAUUCUCAGUACAAGGACUGGUGGUGGAAAGUGCAGAUUGGAAAAUGUUACUACAGGUUAGGAAUGUAUCGUGAAGCAGAAAAACAAUUCAAAUCAGCCCUGAAACAGCAGGAAAUGAUAGAUACAUUUCUCUACUUGGCAAAAGUAUACAUCUCACUGGAUCAACCUGUGACUGCUUUAAGUCUUUUCAAACAAGGUUUAGAAAAAUUUCCAGGAGAAGUAACUCUACUUUGUGGAAUUGCCAGAAUCUAUGAGGAAAUGAACAAUAUUUCAUCAGCAGCCGAAUACUACAAAGAAGUUUUGAAGCAAGACAAUACUCACGUGGAAGCCAUUGCAUGCAUUGGAAGCAACCACUUUUAUUCGGACCAACCAGAAAUAGCUCUCCGGUUUUACAGGCGACUCCUGCAGAUGGGUGUUUAUAACUGCCAGCUUUUUAACAAUCUGGGGCUCUGCUGCUUCUAUGCCCAGCAGUAUGAUAUGACUCUGACCUCGUUUGAACGUGCCCUUUCUCUGGCCGAAAACGAGGAAGAGGCAGCUGACGUCUGGUACAACUUGGGCCAUGUAGCUGUGGGAAUAGGGGACAUGGCUUUGGCACACCAGUGCUUCAGGCUGGCGCUGGUGAACAACAACAGCCACGCUGAGGCCUACAACAACCUGGCAGUGCUGGAGAUGCGCAAGGGCCACGUUGAGCAGGCAAGGGCACUUUUGCAGACUGCAUCAUCUUUAGCUCCCCAUAUGUAUGAGCCACACUUCAACUUUGCAACAGUCUCUGAUAAGAUUGGAGAUCUUCAGAGAAGCUACAUUGCUGCCCAGAAAUCUGAAGCAGCGUUUCCAGAUCACGUGGAUACCCAGCACUUAAUCAAGCAGUUAAAGCAGCAUUUUGCUAUGAUCUGAUUGUUCUUUGGACCAUAUAUGUUUCUCUGAAGGAGUAUUAAGGGGAAAAGUUAUGUGUGUGUGUAUAUAAUAUAUAUAUAUAUAUAUAUAUAUAUAUAUAUAUAUAUAUAUAAUAAUACGAACCUGUGAUUGGUAGUAAAGGAGAUGUGUGGGAGUGUAAAUAAGAAUGUAUAGUGAAAACUUUGUAAUAAUUAUUUUAUGAUAUUGUAAAAAACAAGAUUUAAGUUUUUAAGGUAAAUCAUGAAACCUUUCACAUGACAUGGUAGAUGUUUAUAAUGUCUAUAACCAUUCAUGGAUUUCCUCAAAUUUUUAUAAGUGUACAUUUUUAAUGUUCUUAAGCUGGCCAUUAGCUAUUGUGUAGCUUAAGAGGUCUGAAAUCCACUUUAAAAUUGCACUUUUAUGGCCAGAAGUAUGUAUAUUUAUCCUAAAUAGAGACUUUAGAGUUUGAAAAUUGUCUUUACAACUUUUUUUAAAUCAAAUGCUUUGUGAGAAACUCUGCAUUUUCUUGUAUAUUGUGCUUUAAAAUAAAUCAGUAUGUAAAAC